AUGGAGAAGACAAGGUUCUCUCUUUUGCUAUUGGAACCAGGGGAAAUUUAUUUUGAAGACUAUAGUGCUUCUCUUUUUCCCAAUCAAGUAAAUCGUGAAAAUUUUGAAACCAGUCGACAAUUGGGUCGAAUUAAACUUUGUUCGAAAUCCCUGGUAUUCGAUCCUCAGGACUUUAAUAAACCCAUUAUUAAAAUUCCUUUACAAAAUUGUAUUGGAAUAAAAAGAGGGAAAAGACCAUGGGCAUCAGAAGAAGACAAUGUCAUUCAAAUCGAAUGUUCAAAUUAUGUUGAAAUGCUUGAAGAAAAUGUUAUUGCUGCAUAUAAAUUCAAGCAAGAAAAAACAUUAUUUUUAUUUCUUCUAAAUUAUGCUAAGGUUGAUGACUGUUUAUCACAUAUUUUACAGUUAUAUAGGGCUUCCACUUUGCCUCCUCAUGAACAAAGUAGUAUGAUAGCUGCUAUAGUGUAUUCUAGACAAUCAAGAGUUAGUUUUGAUGCAAAAUGGCUAGAAGACAUAUAUGAAAAAGUUAUUUGUGAAACUCAAGCUAACAAAAUAUCUCCUUUGGUUGUAAAUCCAGGUAGAAUCGUUUUAACUUGCUCAAGGAUUUAUUUUCAACCCUAUAAUAAUAUUGAAUCACACUCCGUUUUGAAAAUAGAUUUAAAAAAUAUUACAAGGAUAAUUUGUAGAAGGUUUUUAUUGAAACAAGUUGGCAUAGAAAUUUUUUAUAAAUGUUGCAGUAAAAGUGAGACAAGUCAUUUUUAUGUUGCCAUGAAAUCUAAAGAAGUUAGAGAUAAAUUUUAUGAAUCGAUUUUACAGCAACCUAAUCUUACGCUCACCUCAGUUGAACCAGAGAUUAUAACAUUAAAAUGGCAAAACAGAGCCAUUUCUAAUUAUGAAUAUUUAUUGUAUCUUAACAGUUUGGCUGAUAGAAGUUUCAAUGAUUUGACCCAAUAUCCAGUGUUUCCAUGGGUAUUGUCUAAUUAUAUUUCAAAAACACUUGACUUGAAGGACUCUAAAUCCUACAGGGAUUUAACCAAACCCAUCGGGGCAUUGAACGAAGAAAGGUUAGAAAGAUUAAAAGAAAGAACGUUGGAAAUGCCAGAACCGAAAUUUUUAUAUGGCUCACAUUAUUCAGCUCCAGGAUUUGUAAUUUUUUACUUAGUCAGAAAGUAUCCACACUAUAUGCUUUGUCUUCAAAAUGGAAGGUUUGAUCAUCCCGAUAGAAUGUUUAACAGCAUUGCAGAUGUUUGGCGUAACGUCAUUAACAACAUGUCUGAUUUUAAAGAACUCAUACCUGAAUUUUACGACGUAUCCCAAUCUGGUGAUUUUCUUUUAAAUACGUAUGGAAUUAAUUUCGGGUACAGAUGUAACGGAUCCAAAGUUCACGACGUUUCUCUUCCACCUUGGGCAGAAAAUCCAGCUGAUUUUGUAUCGAAGUUGAGAGAGGCUUUAGAAAGUGAAUAUGUGUCUUCUAAUAUACAUCAUUGGAUCGAUUUAAUAUUUGGUUAUAAACAGAGAGGAGAAGAAGCUAAGAAAGCAAACAACAUUUAUUAUUAUUUGUGCUAUGAAGGAGCGGUGGACAUAGAUUUGGUGAAAGAUUAUAACGAAAGGCACGCUUUGGAGGUUCAGAUAAUGGAAUUCGGACAAGUUCCAAAACAAAUUUUUAAGGUUCCACAUCCUCCCCGAUUACCACUUUUAAAUCCGCAGAGCAGAAUCGGGAAUUCGGUUUUGGAAGAGACGAGUUCUGAAAAUACAGAAAAGCCCAUCAAAGACGCCAUAUUGAAUUUGAGUAGGUCGACAAUAAUAGGAUAUCAUAAAGAUGUCGUUACAUCCGUAGCCAUUUCUAGCAACAAUAAAUUUAUUCUGUCCAGCAGCAAAGAUUCAACCAUUCGAAUGUUUGCGGCUGAAACGGAAAAACAAAUAAGAAGUUUUAAUUUGAAUAAUGUCGGGAUUUCCUGUUGUAUUUUAUUACCGGACGAUAAUUUGAUAGUGGCCGGAACGUACGAUGAUCAAAUUUUAGUUUACGACAUAAUGUUUAACAAGCUUAUCGAUUCGAUAAUUGCUCACGAGGAUACGGUGACUAGUAUUUGUUGGGGAUCCGUUUCACGGUGUUUGGUUUCGUCAUCCAGGGAUUGCACACUGAAAAUAUGGUUUAACAUUUAUCAAGAUGAUAAAUGGCACAGGUUGAAAAUCACUUCCGCUUUGAGAUUCGAUUUGGAUUCUCGAAUUACUUGUUCGGUUAUUAACGGAGAUAAUAGUUUGAUAGGGAGCGGAACAGAAGAUGGUGAAAUAAUAGUGAUUGACGUCACGAAUAAGAAUAAAGUAUUCAAACGAACGGCUCAUAACGGUCCCGUUCACGGAAUUAGUUUUAGUCCCGAAAAUGGAAAAUUAGUUUCCUGCGGAUGGGAUGGUUGUUUUAAAGUUUACGAUCUUUUAACCGGAAUGGAAGUUUAUUCGAAAUCAUUAAAAGCACAACUCACAUGUUUGGCGUGGAAUGGUUUAUCAUUGUUAUUAGGCUCGAAUUCUGGAAUUGUUUUCCUAUGGGAUCUCGUCGAAGUAAAAUUAAUAAAAGAAAUAGAAUGCAAAGGAAAUAAUAUACAUUGCAUAACCGUUUCCCAAAAUGGAAAAUUUCUCAUUCAAAAAUGCAUUUUUAGAAGUUAUCGAAACAGAUGA
Molecule: messenger RNA, 2670 nt
Organism: Pediculus humanus corporis (human body louse)
Lineage: Eukaryota; Metazoa; Arthropoda; Insecta; Psocodea; Pediculidae
Product: protein FAN, putative
Exons: 12
Coding region: 1-2670 (889 amino acids)
Molecular function (GO): protein binding
Source: RefSeq, a predicted model, not a curated record